Molecule: messenger RNA, 737 nt
Organism: Carica papaya (papaya)
Lineage: Eukaryota; Viridiplantae; Streptophyta; Magnoliopsida; Brassicales; Caricaceae
Source: RefSeq, a predicted model, not a curated record
AUAAAAUCCUGAGUAAUUUCCGUGACACUCUACUCUCUCUCUCUCUCUCUCUCUCUCGCUUCGCAGAAAAGGGGGGGGUUUUGCCUCCUCUGUUAGGGUUUACCCCGCACCAGACAUCACAGGAUUUCGGAGAGAAAACAUGCUGAACCCUGAAAAUGAAAUCCACUCCUUCGUCAAAGGCAGUCAAGUAGAAGUCAGCAGCGACGAGGAGGGUUUCAAGGGAGCAUACUUUGAGGCCACCAUUUUGGAGUGCCCACCAAAAUACAAGAAGAGGAAAAAAGCGUUGGUGAUAUACAGAACGCUGCUCACCGACGACGGGCGAAGUCCGUUGACCGAGUGCAUCGACCUUGUUUAUAUGAGGCCUCUGCCGCCGGCGGAGGACAGUGCGAGGGAGAAUUUCGAGGAAAACGACAUUGUUGAUGCAAGAUACAGGGAUGGAUGGUGGCUUGGGGUAGUGAGGAAGGUUUUUGAUGAUUCAAGCUACAUGGUUUAUUUCGAUAACCCGCCUGAUGUGAUUCAUUUUCAGAAGGAAAAUUUGCGGACGCACUUGGAUUGGGUUAAUGGCAAAUGGGUUUUACCUGAGAAGCAGUUAAAAGACUAGUUAACGGGUGUUAAGAAUGUGUCGUGGAGUGUAUGCAAGUAUUUUCCCAUGACUAUCUAGGUCUUUCUUGGCAUAUUUUUGGUGGAUCUGUUCUAACAGAUUCUUAAUGCAAGAUAAUGGACCCUUGUCAAUUCAC